UGGAUCUCACCAGACCCUUCUAAAGUCCAAAUGGCGGCGAAUUAGUCCAAAGCCAAAUAAAUUUUAAAAAUAUUUAUUCUAAAACCCUACAAUCCACUAUUUUCAGUUUCUUCAAAACCCUAAUAUCAAAGCUUUGCACUUUCUUUGUCAAACCCUUUUUUUUUUUUACAUUUUUUUGGUUGCGUUGUUUUACUGCAGAAAGUUUAAGCUAGAAAAUCUUUGUUUCAAUGGGUAGCAAGAAAAGGAACUCCAAUGCUGUAGAGGAAGCAGAGGCUAUAGUAGAUUCAGCUGAGAAUGUAGAAAGUGAUAAUGUUGUUGCAAGUUCUGUGAAGAAGAAAAUGAAAAAGGGAAAGAAAAAAGAUGGAGAUAGGGCAACUGCGGAUGCAUCUAUUAAACCCAUGGAAAGAAAGAAGAAGAGAAAAGCAAUGGACAAAGAGAGGCAUCACACCGCCAUGGAAAAUAUAAAGUCACAGCCCAAACAAACGGAUGUAGUUACUAAAAGUGAAGGCACUCUGGCAUCUACCGUGUUUUCAUCUAGUAGUGGUAUGCCUGAGUUUCAUAUUAGCGUUUUUCAGGAUUUGGCAUCUGCUGAUGUUUCGAUGAGACAAGUUGCUGCAGAAUCUCUGGUGACAGAGUUGGAGGAAGUUCAGAAGGCAUAUGAGAGAGGUGGGAAGGAGUCGGUUAAGGAUGGAAUGAAAUUGGAAGCUGAAAAAGAUGAUGGCUUGAAUGAUUGUGCACCUUCUUUAAGAUAUGCUGUGCGUAGACUUAUCCGUGGUGUUUCUUCAUCUAGAGAGUGUGCAAGACAGGGGUUUGCUUUAGGUCUGACUCUUUUAAUUGGUAAAAUUCCUAGCAUCAAAAUGGAUGCAUUGCUGAAACUGAUUGUUGAUUUGCUAGAGGUCUCUGCAUCAAUGAAGGGUCUGGAAGCUCGGGAUUGCCUUUUGGGACGCUUAUUUGCCUAUGGUGCUAUUGCCCAGUCAGGAAGACUAACUAAUGAGUGGAAUUCUGAUAAAAACACACCAUAUAUCAAGGAAUUUAUUGGUCAUCUUAUCUCUCUUGCAGCAAAGAGGCGAUACUUGCAAGAGCCUGCUGUGUCAAUUAUUUUAGACUUAAUUGAAAAGUUGCCUACUGAAGCUUUGCUAAGUCAUGUACUUGAAGCUCCGGGUCUUCAUGAGUGGCUUGAAGGAGCCAGUGAAGUUGGAAAUCCUGAUGCUCUGCUUUUAGCAUUGAGAAUUCAGGAAAAAGUUUCCGUUGACAGCAAAAAGCUUGGAAAACUUUUGCCAACUCCCUUCAGCUCUAGCAAACUUUUUGCUGCUGACCAUCUGUCCUCUCUUGUCAAUUGCUUGAAGGAAUCCACCUUCUGUCAGCCCCGAGUUCACAGCGUUUGGCCUGUUCUGGUAAAUAUUCUCUUACCUGAUUCAGUUUUGCAAGCUGAAGAUGCAGCAUCAGUUUCAAGUUCCUUAAAGAAGCACAAAAAGAGUCGCAAGUCCAGCUCAUCUGAAGAAGUUGCUAAGAAUCUUCAGUCUUUCUGUGAAGUUAUUGUUGAAGGAUCCCUUCUUCUGUCAUCUCAUGACCGUAAACACCUGGCAUUUGAUGUAUUGGCUCUUAUUUUUCUGAGGUUGCCUGCAUCCUUUGUUUCAAUUGUUCUGUCUUACAAACUUGUUCACUGCCUGAUAGAUGUACUUCCUUCAAAGGAUGCAUGGCUGUAUAAUGUUGCAAAGGAUUUCCUUAAAAAAAUAGUGGAAUGGGUUGGGAACGAUGAUGUCCGAAGAGUUGCUGUAAUUGUAGCUUUACAAAAACACAGUAAUGGCAAAUUUGACUCCAUCACAAGGACUAAAACAGUUAAGGAUUUGAUGGCAGAGUUCAAAACAGAAUCAGGUUGUACACUCUUCAUUCAAAACUUAGUGAAUAUGUUUAUAGACGAAAGUUCUACAUCAGAGGAACCUUCAGAUCAGAGCCAAACUACAGAUGACAAUUCUGAGAUAGGUUCAGUUGGAGAUAAAGAUUUAGUAGGAACACUGGCAAAUUCUGAUUUCCUGAAAAGUUGGGUCAUAGAAUCCCUCCCCAGCAUUUUGAAAUAUUUGAACCUGGAUCCUGAAGCAAAGUUCCGAGUGCAGAAGGAAGUUUUGAAGUUUUUAGCUGUUCAGGGUUUGUUCUCUGCAUCGCUUGGCACUGAAGUGACAUCUUUUGAGUUACAGGAGAAAUUUAGGUGGCCUAAAGCUCCUACAUCAAGUGCUCUUUGCAGGAUGUGUAUCGAGCAGCUCCAGUCAUUGCUGGCGAAUGCUCAGAAGGUGGAGAAUUUACGUUCUUUUCCCAAUGGACUCGAGCCAAGUGACCUAGGAUCAUACUUCAUGAGGUUUCUUAGUACAUUACGCAACAUUCCUUCAGUUUCUCUGUUUCGAUCUCUAAGUGCGGAUGAUGAGAAGACAUUGAAGAAAUUGCAAGAAAUGGAAACUAGGCUUUCUAGAGAGGAAAGGAACUGUGGGCUCAGCAUGGAUGCAAAUAAAUUGCAUGCUCUGAGAUACUUGCUCAUCCAGUUGCUUCUCCAAGUGCUCCUCCGACCAGGGGAAUAUUCUGAACCUGCCUCUGAACUUAUCAUGUGUUGUAAAAAGGCAUUUGCAUCUUCUGAUCUUCUUAACUCCUCCACUGAAGAUGAGUUGGAUGAUGAUUCAGCACCAAAGUUAAUGGAUGUCCUUGUGGAUACAUUGCUUUCAUUGCUGCCACAGUCAUCGGCUCCUAUGCGGUCUGCCAUCGAGCAGGUUUUCAAAUAUUUUUGUAAUGAUGUCACGGACGACGGACUGCUCCGGAUGCUGCAAGUUAUUAAGAGAGACCUAAAACCAUCUAGACAUCGUAAUGCAGACACUGAAGAAGAAGAUGAUGAUGAAGAUUUUCUUGGUAUUGAAGAAGAGGAAGAUGAAGCCGAGCCUGGUGAAACAGGGGAGAGUGAUGAGCAGACUGAUGACUCAGAGGCAGUAGCUGCUGUUGAAGGAGGCGAUAAAGAACUUCCUGUAGAUUCUGAUAAUUCUGAUAGUGGAAUGGAUGAUGAGGCAAUGUUCCGCAUGGACACUUAUCUUGCCCAGAUUUUCAAAGAGAAAAAGAACCAGGCUGGGAGUGAAACUGCUCAAUCACAGCUUAAUCUGUUUAAACUUCGUGUUUUAUCAUUGCUGGAAAUUUACCUGCAUGAAAAUCCAGGUAGACCCCAGGUUCUGAUGGUGUACUCAAAUUUGGCUCAGGCAUUAGUUAACCCGCAUACUGCCGAAGGCAGUGGGCAGCUUGAACAACGGAUAUGGGGAAUUCUACAGAAGAAAAUAUUCAAAGCAAAAGACUUCCCUAAGGCUGAAUCUGUGCCACUACCUACUCUUACAUCUUUGUUGGAGAGAAACUUAAAAUUGGCGGCAAGACCAUUCAAGAGAAAGAAAUCUGCUGCCAAUCCAUCUAAGAAGAAGCAGUCAGCUUCCUGGAACAGAUACAAAAUGAUUGUCUCCCUGGCUCAGAAUUCAACCUUUUGGAUUCUGAAGAUCAUUGAUGCUAGAAAAUUUUCAGAGUCAGAGUUGCAGGAGGUUUAUGAUAUUUUCCAAAUUGUGUUGGCUAGUUAUUUUGAUAGUAAAAAGUCUCAACUAAAAUCUGAAUUUUUGAAAGAAAUAUUUCGAAGAAGACCAUGGAUUGGGCAUCAUCUCUUCAGCUUUGUCCUGGAAAAAUGUGGCAGUGCAAAAUCAGGAUUUCGUCAAGUUGAGGCACUUGAUUUGGUGAUGGAGAUAUUGAAGUCAAUGGUCCUAUUGAGCUCAGAUGAAGCUAGCCGAGACGCAUCAAAGAAAGUGUUGAAGAGUCACCUCCGAAAUCUCAGUUGUCUGAUAAAGGAGUUGGUGACACAUAUGCCUGAGAAGCCAUCAAGGAAAUCUGAAGUACGCAAGUUCUGUUCUAAGAUCUUUCAGACGGUCUCAAGUCUUAAAUUGACCAAUUCCUUUCUUAAAGAUUUGACCCCCGAUGGUCAUGCUGCUUGUGAAUCUGAACUUGGUGAGGCAUUUCUCAGUCUGAAGAAAGUGAAAUGAGAUUGGUAGGAGUACAUAAUUUGGAAGGAUAUUUGCUGAAAGUUCCUUACAGAUGGAAUUCAUUACUUAUACUACAUUCUUGGGAAACUUCAAUCUAAUCACUACCUAUUCUGUGCUGAAGGCAAAUGUGACCCAGCAUUUUCAUCUCUAAACAGUUUCAGGAAGACAUUUUGCUCUUGGGACUUCAUAGUCAUUUUUUUGGGAAAAUUAUGUAGGAAGGCUGCCAGAGUAUAUUAUAAGAUGAAACUUGAUGUUGGUAAAAAUGUUAAAAAGGUUUUGUGGGUUUAUUUGUUAUUGAUAUAGGAAGAGACUGAUAACGGUGAAAAUGUUUUUGAAUGUAUUUUUGUAGUAGUAUGUAAUAAUCUUGGCAUUUGUUUUAACAUAGCUGUUAAUGUCCUGACCAACCCUGGUGUUUUUUCUUUAUACAAUGGUGAGCUUGAUUUACGACUUUUAAA
Molecule: messenger RNA, 4501 nt
Organism: Mangifera indica (mango)
Lineage: Eukaryota; Viridiplantae; Streptophyta; Magnoliopsida; Sapindales; Anacardiaceae
Product: myb-binding protein 1A-like protein
Exons: 8
Coding region: 228-4046 (1272 amino acids)
Biological process (GO): regulation of DNA-templated transcription
Cellular component (GO): nucleolus
Molecular function (GO): DNA binding; transcription factor binding
Source: RefSeq, a predicted model, not a curated record